GAAAGGGUGCGAGCGGAGAUAUUAGCCAGGAGCUGGUGUGCUCCAGUGUCCUGAAGACCGGUCUGCUCGCUGAUUCCUGACCCUGGCCAGAUGUUAUGAUGGCUGAAAGGCAGGUUUUGUUUUCUUGCGACCGUGUUUGAACGUUAGAUUUCGGGGCGUUCACGGAAGGUAUUCUGACUUCACAUGAAGGUAUUCUGACCUCACAGUGAACUGAGGGCAAGUGCAGCAGGAUUAAGGGAGCAGGACACAGAACGAGAUACCUGGGGGUCAUCUGUAACUCCCCAGGGUGUUAUUUGACAAGACAGGAGUAUUUUCCCCGCUGCCAAUGCGCGCUUUCUGAAUACAAGCUGGGAACACGUUUGAAUUUCCCUGACUCUGACCCUACAAACGUUGGCAGCUGUCUGUGGGGGGAAUCUCCCAGAGGACAGUCAGCCUGAUGCCUGUGCAAAGAGCCUACUAAUCCUCCAACCGAGUGAUCACCUGUCACCCGGAAAGGCUGCCGUCAGCAGAUGGAGGGGGCGAUAAGGAAAAGAUGAAGAAAGAGAAGUGCGCGGAAGACAAAAUGAUAACCAGGGAGAGACACUGUCCCGAGGAGCAGGACUGGAAAGAUGCUCCCGGCAACAAAUUCUCUCGCACUGUGAAGAAACACCAGCAUAAACACAACCUGAGGCACAGAUAUGAGAUCCUGCAGACACUGGGCAAGGGAGCCUAUGGCAAAGUCCAGAAAGCACAGGAGACAGCGACCGGCAGGACGGUAGCUAUUAAAUCUGUGCGAAAGGAUAGGUUUCAAGAGGAACCGGAUCGGAUCCACAUCCAGCGGGAAAUGGAAAUCAUGUCGUCUCUUAACCACCCUAAUAUCAUACGCAUUUAUGAAGUGUUUGAAAAUAAGGAUAAGAUUAUAAUUGUAAUGGACUACUGCAGUAAUGGCGAAUUGUAUGAUUAUGUAAAUGAACGUCGUAGGCUGUCUGAGAAUGAAGCACGCAGAGCUUUCAGGCAAAUUGUCUCAGCAAUUCACUACUGUCACAAGAAGGGAAUUGUGCACCGUGACCUUAAACUAGAAAACAUUCUCCUGGAUGAAAACUUUAAUGUGAAGCUUGCUGACUUUGGUUUAUCAAACGCGUAUCAUAAGGAUCAACUGUUGGAGACGUACUGCGGAAGUCCUCUUUAUGCCUCACCUGAAAUAGUGAAUGGAUUUCCAUAUCAAGGACCUGAGGUUGAUUGCUGGGCCCUGGGAGUUCUGCUAUAUACACUGGUGUAUGGAACAAUGCCAUUUGAUAGCAGGAGUUACAAAACUUUAACACAGCAGAUCAGUUGUGGAGAAUACAAGAAACCUCACCAGACUUCUGGUGCCUGUGACCUGAUUGACUGGAUGUUAUCAGUGGACUCAGACAAACGUGCGACAAUUGAAGAUAUUGCAAACCAUUGGUGGGUCAACUUGGGUUAUGACACAUCUGUUUGUGACUGUAUUUCUGCAAAAGACUGUCACUCACCACUGCCGGCCUGUUAUAUUGACUGGCAAACCAGGGAAGGGUGUGCAAAUCAAAGGAUUAAAGAAGCUAAAAAUGUACAAGCCAUUGAGAGUACUGGGCAUGAGGUUUCUACUCAUAUAACAGGGGAUGGGCAAAUGGUUUGUUUAAAGAAGUCAAAGAAAGAAAAAGAUAUGACACAACCACAACAAGAUGUGAAAUUGCAGAAACCCAUGUCCAAAGAUGCAAAGCAAAAACCAAAGGGAAUCCUAAAAUCUAGGAGCAGCUUUGACAAUGAGUUUCUUUCAUCUGCAGACAUGGAUCUGCAACCACAAUGGACUGAAACCAGCAGAACCAUCACAAAACCUAUAAACACGUUUCAGAAGGUGCACACAGUGCAAACUACAGUCUUAACUAGUACACCAAAGAAAGGGAUCCUAAAGAACUCUUACCACAGAGAAUCUGGCUAUUCCUCUUCUCCAGAAGGCAGUGAAGUGAUAGACAGGGAUACAGGUGAAAUUCCUUCCAGAACAUGUGGAAAACAGUCAGAAAUGCCUUCAUCAGGAGAGGUUAAAUACAGGAAAAAGGGAAUUCUGAAACGAAAUGGAAAGUUUUCCAUCAGUCUAGAUCUGCCAGAUGAUUGCUCAUCACUAAAACUUUCUGCUUCAUUAAAGGACCUGAUCUUAUCAAAUGGGAGAUAUCAGAGAAAUGUAAGCCGCCCCUCUAGUGUCAUUAGUGAUGACAGCAUACUUUCUAGUGACUCAUUUGACCUUCUAGAUCUCUCAGCAGAAAGCAAAAGAAGACUCUUUACUCAAAGUAAAUAUGGUAGCAUUUAUAGUUCAGCUUCAGAGGAAGACUUUUUGGAGCUGGAUAACACAGAUAAAGUUGACCCACAAACUGCCAGAAGAAAUGGAAGCUCUGGAAAAGACAAUGUAGGGAGAAUUUUCUCAAUAAUGGAACUUGAAGAUACACAAGAUGUUUAUAAUAAGGCUUAAGAGAUGUGUAAUAACUUAAAGGAAAAGUGAAUGGAUUACAUUUGUGAUUCUCCAUAAACUGUAGCCAAAAAUUAUUUCCAGUGAACCAAUGAGGAAGAUACCCUCAAUGAAGAAUAUCAAGAAAGUGUUAUAGCAAAGUAAUUAAAUGUAUUAUCACUUUUCCUUGAGGAUAAGAGUGUUUCCACUGGAAGUAAGUCCAUGUUUAUGAAAAGGUUAAAAUGUUAAAUGAGAGAUAGUAGGAACUGCAGAUGCUGGAGAAUCCGAGACAACAAGG
Messenger RNA from Rhincodon typus (whale shark), 2735 nucleotides. Its product is annotated as NUAK family SNF1-like kinase 1. Gene Ontology annotation, biological process: microtubule cytoskeleton organization; protein phosphorylation; intracellular signal transduction. The record is from RefSeq and is a predicted model, not a curated record. The coding region runs from base 533 to 2461 and encodes 642 amino acids. Gene Ontology annotation, cellular component: cytoplasm. NCBI's taxonomy places the organism in Eukaryota, Metazoa, Chordata, Chondrichthyes, Orectolobiformes, Rhincodontidae. The transcript has 7 exons. Gene Ontology annotation, molecular function: protein serine/threonine kinase activity; ATP binding; tau-protein kinase activity.